Molecule: messenger RNA, 3050 nt
Organism: Effrenium voratum
Lineage: Eukaryota; Dinophyceae; Suessiales; Symbiodiniaceae
Source: the annotation of a GenBank genome assembly
GGACCUUAGGGACCCUAGGGAAUGUAGGGACCCUAGGGACCCAGGGACCCCAGAGGCCCCAGUGAUCCCAGGAACAUCCAGGGACCAGGCAUCCCAGAAACCCCCGCCCUUCAGCCCCUGGCGGCCCGGUGCCGAUUUCGGCUGCUUGUUUUGCAGGCAGGCCAGUUUGGUAUCUCGCUUGGACUUUGAUGCAGCGGCAGGAUGUGGGUCAGCCAGUCUGACGGAUGGACGCUGCGAAGCCUUGCAAGGCUUGGCCCGACCGACCUUCAGGCCGCGAGUGAAAAGGAGGAGGAGCAUCCAAACCCGUGCGUUGGUGUUGCCAAAGAAGCCAGUCAAUCUUGUGUUUGCUCUGGAAACUUGGCUCGAGGGUACUCAUCAACACUGACACAACAACAGCUCGCAAUGGUUGCCCGAUGGGUCUAGUGCCAGUGCUUGAGGAAUCGCAGGCCGCUCAAGCGCUUUUCGAAUAGCCAUGGCGAUGAUGCGGACCAGGACCAAAAGCCGAGGUAUGUGCCUCUGCCUUCUCGGGAUUGCAUUGGCGCUGCUCGUGCAGCCGAGCACGGCCUGGGUCUUGGGACACAUUUUUUUCGAAGGUUUUCGGGUUUCAGGAGUCCCUUGUCGCCGCCGCCCAGGACUUUGCUCGAGGAGUUCCUGGGCUGAAGGACAGCAUGUUGGCAAAACGGCACCCGUUGCAUGCCGGAGUCGCUCGGCGCGCCGGGGCUGCGCAAGAGGACAACAGUGCCGAGGACCGGCUCGAUCUCGAGGAGGUGAUUUCAGAAGCUGAACGGGUGCUGUCGGCGACGAAGAAAGACAUGCAAGUGGUCAUGCGAAAAGUGCAGCUGACAGAUCCAGGGAAGUGGAAUGAUUUGGCGACUAAGCCUGAGUUAAAGCAGCAGCUAAAGAAGUUUGUGGCAGAGGCCAAGGCAGCCCUAAAGGCCUUGGAAGAGGACCUGCUCCUGGCGCGACUGCAGCAAGCGAGCGCCCAGCGGCAGGUUGAGACUGCCCAGCAGCAGGUGGAGAUGGUGAUGAAGAGUCUGGUUAAAGCCGCCGCCAGAUUGGAGAAGGCGGAGGAAUCAGGCACCAAGGAGGAGGUCAAGGAGGCCAAGGAGGAGGUCAAGGAGGCCAAGGAGGAGGUCAAGGAGGCCAAGGAGGAGGUGGAGAAGGCGGAGAGGAAGGUGGAGAAGGCGGAGAGGAAGGUGCAGGCGGCGGAGAGGAAGGAGGCGAAGGCAAGCGGCCGGACGAAGGAGUCCGAGGAGCAUGUGGAAAAGCUGGUUAAGAAGUUUGCGGGGGCGGAGUAUUGGGCACGCCCGACACCACGCUUUGGGAAGUAUGUGCGAGGCGAGAGGCUCACUUGGCCUGGAACAGACUUGCCUUGCCCGGGUGAGUUGCCAAACGCUUCCCGGACAGAUGAUGGCCGGACCACAGCGUUCGGCAUUGGCAACGCCUUUGGCACCGGGAAGACGGAGGUUGCGAUCCGGAGUGCCGAGAUGACCUGCGCAGCGGAGCCCGGCUUGAGAGUCGCUUACAUCUCCUUCAGCAAUGGAUACAAGAGCAAAGAAUUGGCUGACUCCGUGGAGGACAACAGCUCGAGGGCAAAGAGGGGCAGCCAGGUGCUCGGAUGCAGCAAAUACUGCGGGCUGUGGCUCAUGGCAGGGAUGCGGGCAACGCGGGUCAUUGACAACGAGGUGCAGGGCAAUGCGAGACUUUUUCAAGGGAUUGUUGCAGCUUACAUGGGAAAUCCUCAGUGGAAGCUUCCUGGCUAUGUUGAACAAACCGAUGCCAAACUAAUCGUCAUUCUUGACGAGGUGCAAGAGUUCGCCUUCGGCACACUGGAAGGCCUUGUUAGCAUGAUCGUUGUGCCGUCAAAGACUCGCAUGAGUCUUGUGGUUGGUGCUUUUUCACCGUCCUUCUUGAACCCCUCUGGCAAUCGACUGCGCGAUGUAAGGCUGCCAGUAUUAGCACAGGAUGACAUGGAGCAGAUUUUCCAGGACAGGAUUCCAGGUGCGCAGAUCAAUUUCGAAGGAGUGUCAUUGCCGGGGCUCUUCGGCGGCUGUGUGCGGCCGCUAGCCAGUUGGUCCUCUGCGAAAGAGGAACUUGGAAUGAACCAGGACCCCACCCAGUCCUGUCUUCGCCAAUAUGAGACAUCCAGCUACUGGACGACGGCGGGCCUCGUUCAGGCGGCCGUUGCGGAUGUGCCCAUCUGCUCUGAGAUGCUGAAAACUGCAUUUAUGCAGGACAGCCUGAGUCUCGGCGCCGCCUUCGUCUUACCCAAAGACCGGCAUUUCCUUGUUUCGCUGCCACCCUUGCAGAUUGCGGCAGGCCAGUUCGAACUUCCAACUGAGAUAGAUAAGGGCACUCAAAGGAAAGUUCGUGACAUACUGACAGGUUUUUGCUCACCUACAUGGACGCAGUUCGAGGAGCUCACGGGCAUCGCGCCAGCUUUGCGAGUUGCUGCGUUGUCACAAAGCAACAUGGGCCUGAUUCUUGGUGGCCAUACCGUUCUGCAGCAUGUCUUUGGAAGCGAGGCCUCCAAUACCAAGGCCCAGGAACUGCUCAGACAAAAUGUGAGGGAAGAUCUCGCAGUGCGUUGGGUCAGAGGUGGCACAGAUGUGGCAGCAGUGAACUUUUCUCAGCUCAGUUGUGAUGCUGGCGAGAAGGAGCUGCUGACCAUUGGCAUGGCCGCAGAUCACAAUUCGAACUUCGACCACUUCCUCAUUGUCCCGCUGGACAAUGGCGAGAAGCUCUUGUUCUGCUUAGAUGCAAAAUUUAGCGUGGAGGGUAUGGAGAAGGACUUGAACUUCGAGCAAGACAUUCAGCCCAAGCUGAAGGGAUUCUCAGCAAUGAACCUUCCAACAAGUUGGCAUACUUUGGUCCUUAUCGUGUCGAAUCGCAGGAUCACUGAAGGACAAGCAAUACGUGUACAGAAUUUUGCAGAGGCACCGCUAAUCGCAGCAGGGGCGGAGCACCUGCAGCGCGUGCUGUCGUGCUCUUUGGUCCCACCAGCAUACAGAGAGCGGCGGCGAAAAAAGCAGAGCUAGUGGAUGUGAGUG